AUGUAAAGUUAACAAAAUCAGUUCAGUUUGGUUAGCAGGAAAACGGCGAAUAAGCACAUGAUUGCUCAGACGAAGAAUCAGUGUCACCGACUACAGUACUUGAGUUGUUUUGCAUUUCUCAGCAUGGGUUCACGCAACUUGGUCAUCUUGUUAUCUGUACUAGCUAUAGCUCAGCACCAUUUUUUGUUUAUAAAUGCAAAUCCUGCUGUCCUGGGUAGUAACAGCGAUGACAGCGAGUCUGUUUCUAUGGACAAUCCAAUGCUUAGCGGAUCGAGGGGAAUACGAAAGAAUGCCGUUCUAGCAAUGGCCCCUUCACAGCCAUUGCUCGAGAAAGCACCUGAAAUUGUUUAUUCAGGUUUGCAGCGAAAUGCAUUUGGUCCCGUAACUGGAACACCACCUCCCUCAGCACAAUGUUCUUCAACCGUUAAAGAUAUUCAGCUAGGAUUCCGGAAGGUGAUAAACGAUUCCUCUUCAGAUUUGAAAGCGUUUUUCACUGACAUAUUAGACAAGGGUGCGACUGAUUUGACGUGGGAAUGUUCCAAAAACAACGGGGAAUCCCCCACAAUGGUAGAGAGCAAACGCGAAAACAUUAUAACUAACCAUCAAUGGGUUACCGAAAAAUUUAAACUGUAA
Daphnia carinata is the source of this 633-nucleotide messenger RNA. RefSeq lists its product as uncharacterized. The record is from RefSeq and is a predicted model, not a curated record. Lineage: Eukaryota; Metazoa; Arthropoda; Branchiopoda; Diplostraca; Daphniidae. The transcript is spliced from 6 exons. Bases 58 to 633 code for a protein of 191 amino acids.